Harpegnathos saltator (Jerdon's jumping ant) is the source of this 2313-nucleotide messenger RNA. RefSeq lists its product as uncharacterized. Gene Ontology annotation, biological process: microtubule cytoskeleton organization. The transcript is spliced from 7 exons. The record is from RefSeq and is a predicted model, not a curated record. Bases 362 to 2182 code for a protein of 606 amino acids. Gene Ontology annotation, cellular component: ciliary basal body; axoneme. NCBI's taxonomy places the organism in Eukaryota, Metazoa, Arthropoda, Insecta, Hymenoptera, Formicidae.
UUGUCACGUUACGUUUUAUCGGAAUCUAUUAAUUGUAUCACCGCAUCUCUAGUUCCUACAUAUUUAACGAGGAUAUAGAGUGCAAAUGGCGGGAAUUUAGCACGUGCCCGUUGCUUAGCGGCAGAACGUCAACAAAGCUCCGAGGGCAAACAUGGCACAGCUAUAAGGAAAAAUGACAAGUUUUUGACAUCACUCGACUAUCAUACCGGCCAAAUUCUUUCGAGGAAACAAACCGCUUAAUAAUCAUCCGUUAUAAGUUUCGUAAAGUUAUACGUCACGAGUAAAGUUAUUCGAAUUAACAGAAAUGACAAGAUGCAUGAAGUUAAUUUAAAGAGCAGCGGUGAGUGUAUUCAUUACGUCGAUGAUCGAUAUACGGAUGUCUAAUCUAAUACUGCAUGUCGCCACAGCGUAUAAUCCAACGGGACAGAAUUAUUUCGAGCAACUGGCAGCGUACAACUCGAUGAGCCAACAUCUGCGACGGAUUUUACUGGCGAAGAGCGUGAUCGACACGAGGAACAAGAGUUACAUGUGCAGAAGGAGCAAAAGAAGUAAGCCAGCCGCCGAAAGAAGAAUUUACUCACUCCCGGAAAUGACGGACGACAUAAUCGACAGACUAGCUUACGAUACUCGGCAUCAUCCAAUGGACAUAUUAAGAAUGAAGUCGAAUGGGGAAUGUCUGGGUUGUUUCUCUCGUGAUGUGGACCAUCGUCAGUCGAGAAACUGCGGUCGACCGUGUUGCAAAGCAAACAGUCAAGUGUUUCGUCGACAACGAUUAACGUCGAGGAGCCAACGAUCGGCGUCGCCCACUGCAGCGUCGAAACGUAAAAAAUUCAUAUCUAAUGCAAUUUACGAAAAGGAAUGCAAAACCGCACGGAAGAGUCUUUACGCGGCUGACUCAUCCGCAAAUUUUCCGCAACGGAGUUUCUCUUUUCUUCGUCCUCGUAGAGAAAGAAAAUUUAAAGACGAGACGGAUACGGUCUUCGUUCCUUGCACGACUGCUACUUUAGACCCGACAAGAGUCAAAACGACGUGUCAUUCUCCGACGCGAGAAGUGAUCGACCGUCGCUCGGUGUCGUCGAGGACCUCGCGAAGCCACGAUGAUUCUCAUCACGACGACAAAGUCGUCGAGCGACUUGCUUGUCAGAGAGAGGACGAGAAGAAGUACAUCAAUUUCGUCUACGACAUCACCAGAGAGAUCAUGCAGGGUGGCCUCUAUACCGAUAAGGAGCUGCAGGAUGUGUUCAAGAAGCACCUCGAUAAAAAUAAGGGAAUUUUGAGUAUGAAUAGAAUGUUAUAUGAGAUCUACCAGCUGAAGAGCUCUUUGAACAUCCCGGACGAGGAAUCGGACAUGGACGAAGAGCUGGAGGACCUGAUCCACGCGCAAAAGCUGCUGCACAUCUCCGAGAUUCGACCGCCCACGCCGCCGAAGGUGCUGAACGAUAACAAAGUGAUGGAGAAGCUGCAGGCUUAUCAGCAAGCGAUGGACGCUCAGGACAGGCAGCCGAGCAACGCCGCUGGGAAAACUGUGGUUCUGGUCGACGCGAAUCCUGAGCUGCUUGUCACGGAGCGAGACGUGCUGAUAUCGCUGAUGGAAGCGGGCAUAGAUCCCAAGCAGGCGCAAUACGUCUGCAAGAGUCUGUUUUACAAGAGUAAGGACACGAUCCUCGACGAAACGAUCCAAGUAGAAGCGGAAGUUUCGCACCUCUCGGUCUCGCAACCGGCGAGCUACGAGUCGCGAGACGGCGACAGGCAGACCUCGCACGCAGUCCCGAUGGCCGAGAGCAUUUGCUACUCUGUCGAAAAUGGUCCGGUCGUUGGCACGGUGGAACAAGAAGCUGGCCCUUCCGCGUCGGAUCUCGUAGCCACGCAAGAGGAGACGGUAGAAACGGUUCAAUCGGAAGCGGAAGCUUCGUAUUCCUCGGACUCGCAGUUUGAGAAGUCAGAGGGGUCACCAAACGACGACAGACAGACCUCUCCCACGGGCGAAACGGCUGAGAGUUCUAGCGCGAAUUCUGCGAAGGAUGAUGAUUCGGCCAGUCCCUCGGGGAAACAGGAAGCCGCCUCUUCAACAUCGAACCUCGUGUCCACGCAAGACGAGACUAUAGAAACGGAAAACAGCGAGUCCCAGACAGUGUCAGACGGUCUCAAGAUCAGAUCUUCAUCUCUUCAAGGAGAGGAAUGACUUGAAGCGCUUAUGCGAAGCGGCACCAGCCGGAAACCAGAUUAAGCAUUUUCCGACAGCCUCGAAUAUUUUCUGUUGCCAUACUUGUUGUUAAAAAAUACCCACUCUCCCAUUAUAGCUACGGUUUAGCC